GCACAGUGCACACACUCGACUCGGCGACGGACCGGGCCUGCGCCUGCGCUCGUGAUACGCUUGCCCCCACUCCGCCAGCGUCGAACAGCUUUCCACACGGCAGCGGCGGCGGCGGAGCAGCAGACUCGCUCGAGCACAGCUCGCAUCAGCCGUCAGUUAGCAACCGGCACUCGCGCGCUCAAGUCACGAGAGAGCGCAGCGACGAGAAAGAGACUUGGAUCCUCAGCCAUCAUCCGAGAUAGGAGUGCCAGCGCGACGCACUCGUUUUUCGCCAAGUGUGAUAGAUCGUAUAUACACACACGUAACUUUGUAUAUAUAUCCGCGAAAGUGCCGGUGCAAUACAUACAUAAGUAUAUUAUACAGUAUAGAUCGUCGUGACACAAAAGAGGCCAAGAGUCGUCCGCCGCGACUAUAGCUUUUCUACGUUGAAACUUUUGAUACUCGUUGCUUCUAUAUACAUCUACGGCUCGUGAAUAGAUACGUUGUAGAUACGCUAAAUAUAUAUUCCGUGACGAGAAGAGAAGCUCCGUAUAACCUCGGCUUUAUUCUUCUCUAUCUCGCGCGCUUAUCGUCUGUGAUCACGCACAAGUACACGCGCACGUCCCGAUGAUCAUCUCUGGAUUAUGACUGCAAGUUUCUCGCUGAUCCUCUACAAAAGUGAUAACUUACGGACGUCCAAGCUUUCGAGCGGAGCUUGCACAACCUCGACCGCUACAACCGCUACUCAGUGUUCUCGAAGCUUCGCCGGGAGCAGCAGCGAUUGACACACGGAUACAGCGGCGCAUCGACGAGCACUAGGGGUUCACACAGAGUCGACGAGGGAAAAGCUUCAAGAUUCCUGUGGCAAACGAGCUGGAGAUUUGCCCUGAGGCGGGCACGAUCGCUUUUCGUGCUGUAAACGCCAGUAUGGGUCAAAUCUGCAAUGACACACACAUGCUGCUGAUGGACGCGUUCCUGCAGAACAACCGACUGGACCACGUGUCCCGGGUGAUGUCCUCACACCCGACUUAUCUGGAACACUUCCUUCGGACGCAGAACUUCAUCCUUCGCGGGGACGGACCUCUGCCCUACGACUACCGACAUCUCAUCGCCAUCAUGGCCGCCGGCAGACACCAGUGCAGCUACCUGAUAAACCUCCAGAAAACCGAGUUCCUCCACCAGGGCGGACUCGAGUCUUGGCUCAAAGGCCUCAGGUCCAUCCCCGGAAAGCUGCAGGAUCUCUACGAGAUCAACAAGAUCCUCGCACACAGGCCCUGGCUGCUCAACAAAUCACACAUAGAGAAACUGACGAAAGGAAAGGACAGCUGGUCGCUGGCGGAGGUCGUCCACGCGAUAGUCCUCCUGGCGCACUUCCACUCGCUCUCGUCCUUCGUCUUCUCCUGCGGCAUCAACGAGGAGCUCGACAACUCCAUGGGACACCACUACAAGGAGAACAUCCAGGCCAACAGCAAUAUACCCAAGCCUUUAAAGCUGUCGAGCAGUCCCAAACAGAUCCCCAACGGCAUCGGCAAAAAUGAAAAAUUGCCCUCACCGCCGUCCUCGCCGAGCAUCGUGGGCGAACAGGAGGUCGGCGUGGAGACUCUGAUGGAGCGCAUGAAGCGCCUGUCGGAGAAGUCCGAGUCGUACCAGAUCACCCAGGAGGAGCUGUCGAAACGCUUCGAGACCGUGGAGACGCAGUCGGCCGAGCUGGCGGCGGCGCCGCAGCGCAGCAGUUCCGUCCUCGACUCGGACAUCGGCCACUUCAUCGAGGACCCGGCCUUCAUCUACCAGGACUUCGCCAAGCGCGGGCAGCUCAACGACAUACCGACCUUCCGCGUGCAGGACUACUCCUGGGACGACCACGGCUACUCGCUCGUCAACAGGCUCUACAACGACGUGGGCAACCUCCUCGACGACAAGUUCAAGACGGCCUACAACCUGACCUACUACACCAUGGGCACGCAUAACAAGGUUGACACGUCGCGCUUCAGGCGAGCCAUCUGGAACUACAUACAGUGCAUGUUCGGCAUCAGGCACGACGACUACGACUACAACGAGGUCAAUCAGCUGCUCGAGCGAAGCCUCAAGACCUUCAUCAAGAGCGCGGUCUGCUAUCCGGAGCGCGUCACCAAGAGGGAUUACGACCGCGUCAUGAGGGAGUUCAAGCACAGCGAGAAGGUUCACGUCAAUCUCAUGAUCCUGGAGGCUCGCAUGCAGGCGGAGCUGCUGUACGCCUUACGCGCCGUCAUGCGUUAUAUGACCUAACUGUCCGACGACCAGAUGGAGAGCAUCAGCAGUGCGAGAGGUUUUUUCACGAGCCCGACGACGCCCGGUCGUGGCUGUCGCAGAGAGGCUAGUAUGCAGAACGCGAGACCGUUGGCCGUCUCCUGCGGCCAGAGGCGCGAGCGUUAAAUUUAUCAGACACACACACACACACACACAUUAUAUUGGAGACAAGGACGGACGAGGAGAUUUAAAGGCAAGUUUUUAUCCUCGAAAGCUACACUUGAAGCAGACGCAAACCUUUGAAAAGAGAAAAAGAGGCGAAUUUUUUCGAUUAGGUUUUGUAGACAAUUUUCGUACGUCCAAUCGAAGUUUGUUGUUAUAGAUUGUAUUUUUUUAUUUUUAUUUUCUAACCAUUCACGUUUAAUCGCGCUUACUCAAGAGAAAGUGUGAGGUGGUGUGAGAGAAAGAGAUGCGUUCUUUUCGUCUAAACGAUUUUGUAAAUAUUGAUUUGAUAAAUAUAAUCGGUUUUAACAAUUCGCUUCUCGGGCAGAAGGAUCGUUCGACUGACAUCUUAACGAGAUCUAAUUCUCAUCCAAGAGUAUAUUAGUUUUAUCGCUUGGCAAAAAGACAAACAUUAUUAAUUAACAAUCGUAUAAAUUAUUUAAGUGAAAACUAUUACUUCUUCGUUACUUAGAAUUGAUAGGCAGAAUCACAAUCAAAUUCACAUCAAAGCUGAUCUUUAUAUAACGAAAUGGUCGAACGAGUCGCCUCGAGGCGACUUUAGGAUUAUAGAUAAAGUUUUGUGAUACUUUGGAUCUUUGGAAUCACGAUGGAAGCGAACAAAAGGGUGGCAAUUUAUUGCUCGUCAUGUCGAGGUCGGAUUUGCGCGUCGUAACGUGUUCGAAAUUAAUUUCGUUUUUAAUGGUGAUAAUAAUAUUUAGCAGUCGAAACACACGAUAAUAACAUCGUCAGUUCCUCAUAUCAAACAAAAUUAUAUCAAUGAGAAAAUCUUGAGUUUUGAAAAUAUUCAUUAAAAUAUCGAAAAUCUCGAGCUUAUAAAAUAUUUUAGCUGUAACGAAAACCAAGUUGACGAAGUAGGGAUCAGAGAGAUUCUAAAAUUCAAAAUUUUAUUCUGUUUUCUACUCUUAAUACUUAAACGUACUUUUAACGUACUUUUAUCAAUAGAUACUUUUACGUAUCCGAUUUUACUUUGUACACUAUGAUUUCAAAAUUUUCUCCUCUGGCACACGUUUUUCAAACUUGACAAUUAAGUACGACAUGACCAACAUUUAAAAAAAAAGUGGUUGUAACGAAGAAGAGGCUGUUUUAUCAAAUCAAAUUUAUAUAAUUACAAACAUAAGUAGAUAUAUAACUUGUAAAUAAUAAAUAUUAUGUAUUGUAAUAUACGAAGAGACAUAGUUACGUUAUGUAAAUUAUAUUUAAAUUAUAUUAUUCUGUGAUUGCAUAAGUUUAACUUAAAAAUAUUUAAAAUUCUAAUAUUAUUUUUUGAAAAGUCAAGAAACAAGAAUUCUUUUUCAUCGCGAGAGAAUUGUAAAUAAUUUUGGUACGAUAUUCAGAUAAAAGGUGACUGAGCUGUCUCUUUGUAUUAACUUGAAUGUGUGGAGUAAAUCUAGUGAUUGGAUGUGUGAUUUGAGGCUCUCAUAAUUCAGUGUCUUGCGUCCAUCGAUAGGUUCGGCGCAGUUAAUGUCAGCUGUAAGAUAAUCUCAUUUUAACGAUACUGCUAUAACGAUUUCAAAACUACAGCCUUUGAAAUGAGUAUAGUAAAAACGACCAAACAUCAAAUAUAUAAGGAAUCCUCUUAAAGAGAUACAAAACGCUAAAAGAAUAUUUUUGGCCAAUUCAUACGACUCCUCUAACUAGCACUAACAUAUCAAACGGAGUCCAUAGGACAAAUACAAAGGACAACACACACACCUAAAUUCAUUGUGAUCAUUAUUUAUAAUCAGCGAACAUCUGACAUGUUUCGUAUAGACGUACAUGGAUGUCAAAAUUCUAAAAUAUCUCAAAAUUUUGUAGAUAAAAGCGCUUUGUUUAAAUUAGUACAUAACAAACGAUAUCGAGGACUAAGAGCAGAGUACUCGAAGUAGCAGAGUUAUUCGAGCUAGGUCGGUGAGAUUGUAAAAGUUGGGAGGAUGAUGGCUUUGUCGCGUUAGAAAAGAAAUGCUGUGUUAAACCAAAAUUGUACAGAAUUCAAACAUAUAAGUUACUCUGGACGUAACAAUUUUUAUUGAAUCGCCGCCUUAUCAACUGUACGCGCCUUAUUUUUACGAAACCACUUUUCUGUUUAACUCAUUGAUGUAUAACUCCAUUGUCAUUUCUGUAAGAAGAGAGAGAGAGAGAGAGAGAGAGAGAGAGAGAGAGAGAGAGAGAGAGAGAGAGAGAGAGAGAGAGAGAGAGAGAGAGAGAGAGAGAGAGAGAGAGAGAGAGAGAGAGAGAGAGAAUAAUUCGCAAGACGCUAUGCUGCAAUCGAAACGAAGUCGGACCAGAGCUCGUCCGGCUUCACCUCGAGUCUCUCUAUAUAUGCGUUUAUAUAUUUUGUCAUCGUCGUCGUUCCUUCUCUUUCCAUCAGCGUGAUUGUCCCUUUAUUUAAGAAUUAGUCUCGCGCGGCCGUUCCUCAUUGCAACUCUGUUUUCAAACAGCCCACGGAGAGUUCGUCGGCUAAAUCUAUUAUUUAAGUUUAAAAAGUGGCCGGGGAUUCGCGAACGCUUCUCCCGAUCUUCGCGAGUGUUCGAAACGUCAGAGGCGUUCGCGAAUCUCCGCUAAGCGAUCUCAAAAAGAGUGCGAAAGUCGAGGGAUGCCGGGCGACAUUUUUGUGUUGAAGUAAACCUUAAUAUACCCUUACUUUCGAUCGUGAUGAGGCGUCUGUAAAUGUCUGAAUGCGUAAUCUUCGUGAAUGUGAAAAGUAGGAAAGAGAAGGAAGCGUCAACACUUUGUAAAGGCUUUUCGCAGUAAUCUCGUCGAAACGACAAUCAUCGGCAGGAUUACUCCGGCAAGACUUCGACGGCCAUUUAGUAAUUAGUUAAGUCGCAAUUUUAUACUUUUUUCGCAUAUCGAUCCAGUUCACUUGUAACAUUGCGAUGUCGGCGAAGCCGCGUUUGUGGAAUUAUAUAUUUAUUAAGAUUGUCGCAAAGAAUUUUAAAUGCGUUCGUAAACUUUGGUUUGUUUGAUCCACGCCGUCUUUUUUUUUUAUUAUUAUCCUAUUCUGAUAAUUUAUUGUAGCUAUUGAGAAAAGCGUCAAGAGAAUAUACGAGGAGAGAUAGGAGGAUAUUCAAAGAAUCCCGCGUAACAUUGAAAUAGUUUAUCGUUCAUAACUGUUGAGUUUAGUUUGCUGACUCACGAGCAGCAUAGCUUUAUCGUUUCACACUUCGCGUUUUUAUUUAAAAAUAGAAAAUAUACGCAAUAUAUUGCAAGAUGAGAAUAAAACGCUAACCUAUGUAACAGGAACAGCGAUGUUUCCGAGCACGUGGUUCCGAGAGAAAUUAUAAAAGAAUUAAUGAUGACGAAACAAAUCGAAUCGAGACCUAACGUCUCGAGAUCUAUAGUCAAAGCUCUGAAAGUGCAGAUAACGUCUUCGAUCUUGCGACUUUUUUACUAGAUCUAAAAGAUAUAAAAUGUUACAAAAAGAUGCGUAUAGUAACGUUGUACGUUCGGAUGCGUCGUUUCCACUUUCGAAAGUCACAAAGCAUAUUAAUUGUACAAGCCACCGUAUCAAGAGUGAUAAUUCAAGUGAUUUGACUUGACCCUUCUGAGGAUCAUGGAUGAAAGAAAGAAAAGCGUGACGAGAAAAAAAAAUAUGAUUGGUAAUCGUACUGGUUCGAAGCGUUGGAGAUUGAAGACUUGUUUCCUCUCUCUUUUUGUAGAAAAAUAUUUAUCUAUGUAAAGUAUAUAUUGUCACCUAUUGAGCAACAACAUCGUGCUCUUUAUGAUUGUGUAACAUCUUUGUAUCCUCUCGGUCUCUUAAUAAUUUUAAGCGGAGCGGUCCAAAGCUUAAUUUUAUCAUAGAUCGAAGGAAAACAAUUGCGCAGGCUUAUCUCUGCAAUAUAAGGAGCACGCUCUAUUAGGUGACAUAAGUGUGAUUUUGUAUUAUUUUUUUUUAUAUUUUUAAUAUUUUUUUAAGUUUUCUUCGCUGACGCUUUGAGCGAAGUGUGACUAUCACCAUGUGGGGAGGGUUGUAUGUGAUGUGAUUUCUUUUAUAUCGUAAUGAAUAAUGAACACUCUAAGAAAUGUUAUAGUUUCAUAUAUAAGUGAUAUGUUAUUUGUCAUUUAUUUUAUCCCUUAAUAAAUGAUGUUAUAUAAAAAA
This is a messenger RNA of Nasonia vitripennis (jewel wasp), 6526 nucleotides long. It is a transcript of the gene Sesn, whose product is annotated as sestrin homolog. The record is from RefSeq and is a predicted model, not a curated record. Gene Ontology annotation, cellular component: nucleus. The coding region runs from base 907 to 2244 and encodes 445 amino acids. Gene Ontology annotation, molecular function: L-leucine binding; oxidoreductase activity, acting on peroxide as acceptor. The transcript is spliced from 6 exons. NCBI's taxonomy places the organism in Eukaryota, Metazoa, Arthropoda, Insecta, Hymenoptera, Pteromalidae. Gene Ontology annotation, biological process: cellular response to L-leucine; regulation of response to reactive oxygen species; cellular response to leucine starvation.